GUGCGAGACUGGCUGACUGGGAGAGAAAGCUAGGCGAAGAUGAAAGAGUGCGAGCUGUGUGGAGUGAGAGCUCGGAUGUACUGCGAGGCGGACCGCGCGAGUUUAUGCUGGGACUGCGACGAGAAAGUUCACGGAGCUAACUUUCUGGUGGCGAAGCAUCCGAGAGUUCUUCUCUGUCACGUGUGCCAGUCGCAGACGCCGUGGACGGGUUGCGGAGCCAAGCUGACGCCGACUGUGUCGGUCUGCCAGAGUUGCGUUGGAAGCUGUAGUAAGAUUGACCUGAACGAGGAGCAAGAAAGCGAGGCAGAGAAUGAAGAAGAAGAAGAAGAUUAUUAUGAUGAUGAUGAAGAUGAAGAAGAUGAUGACGUUGAGGAUGAGGAGGAUGAAGAGGAUGAGAACCAGGUGGUUCCAUGGUCAUGCUGUUCUUACUCGCCGGCACAGCCUCCACCAGCAGUGAGUGGUUCGGAUAGUGAAGCCGAGAUUUCGGUGUCGAAGCGACUGCGAGAGAAUGUAGAUGUGGAUUAUUCUGAUGAUGAGGUAGGGUUUGAUGGGAUGUCCUCGUUUGGUGGUUCAAUGAGACCGUUGAAAAGGCCGAAAGUGGGUGAAGAGAAGAAUGGUGACGGAGAUGAUGGCGGUGAAUCGGAGUGGAGAGCAACGGCGAUCAUGAGCUCAAUUCAGAGGCUGGAAAAGGAAGUGAUCGACGGCGCUGGUAAUGCGUCCACCGCGGUUCUUAGGAUUUGCAAACUCAGUAGAGAUGAGAACAGCCAUUGAUAUUAGUUCCAACUUAAAUUUCUAAACGCACAUACGUAGAACCUUUUGGUAGCAAAUAGCUUUGUUGUUGUUAGCUGUUUUCUUUUCUUCUUUAUUCUUUGCUGUUGAUGUUGUCUAUAAACCACAUAUUUUUUCAGUUAACCCUUUCGUUCAUAUGAACAGAACAUGCUUUAUUUAUCUUUGUGGUCAAAAGCUUUCGACGGCUUUUAGUUAGAUAGUUCUGUAUAUUUGAAGAAUAUUACUGUAAUUUUAGCUAAGAUACAACUUUCGUUCCUCCUC
Messenger RNA from Rosa rugosa (rugosa rose), 1050 nucleotides. Its product is annotated as zinc finger protein CONSTANS-like. The transcript has 2 exons. NCBI's taxonomy places the organism in Eukaryota, Viridiplantae, Streptophyta, Magnoliopsida, Rosales, Rosaceae. The record is from RefSeq and is a predicted model, not a curated record. Gene Ontology annotation, molecular function: zinc ion binding. Bases 40 to 771 code for a protein of 243 amino acids.